Tarenaya hassleriana is the source of this 1951-nucleotide messenger RNA. Its product is annotated as choline monooxygenase, chloroplastic. Gene Ontology annotation, molecular function: iron ion binding; 2 iron, 2 sulfur cluster binding. The coding region runs from base 88 to 1536 and encodes 482 amino acids. The record is from RefSeq and is a predicted model, not a curated record. Lineage: Eukaryota; Viridiplantae; Streptophyta; Magnoliopsida; Brassicales; Cleomaceae. The transcript has 9 exons.
AAAGUUCCUCUUCAUUUCGAAAAAACAAAAGAUCUAGAAAACGUACGAGCGAUAGAAUUUAGAAAAACAGAGCAACUCAGGACGAUAAUGGCCGCGAUAACGACGAUGCUUCCGACGGCGGAGAUUCCGGAGAUUUUCACUCCGGUGUUGAGAGUUACCGGAAAAUUCUGCGACUCUGGUGGUGAGAUAUUCUCUUCUGGCUCUAGAUUUCGCCGGAGAAGAUCUCUCCGUUCGAUCCUGAGCUGUAGACGAGACACAAGCUCUUCGAGAAGAAUCGCCGCCGUUUCUGAGGUGCGUAAGCUAAUCGAUGAGUUCGAUCCCGAAAUUCCGGUCGAGUGGUCUGCAACUCCGCCGAGUUCGUGGUACACUGAUCCGGAUUUCCACCGUCUAGAGCUCGAUCGGGUCUUCUAUGGAGGAUGGCAAGCCGUUGGAUUUUCCGAGCAGAUAAAGGAACCUCAUCACUUUUUCACAGGGAGGCUCGGGGAUGUAGAAUAUUUGGUAUGUCGAGACGAUAACGGAAAGGUUCAUGCUUUCCACAAUGUAUGCUCCCAUCAUGCCUCCAUUCUGGCAUCUGGGAGUGGGAAAAAGUCGUGUUUCGUAUGCCCUUACCAUGUAAACACUAUGCUGGAACUAUUCUUAAUCUUGACCCGACUGAUUAUGAGAAAGCACAUGCAAUUUCGGGAAAUAUUCGGUCGAGCAGUCUCAUUAUACUUUCUCUUUCUUCGUAUCCUCGUUCUUUGGCAGGGAUGGACGUACGGAUUGAGCGGAUCACUUGUCAAGGCAACUAGAAUGACCGGGAUAGAGAAUUUUUAUUCACAAGAGAUGGGGCUUAAACCUAUAAGUGUAGCUGUCUGGGGGCCCUUUGUUCUCCUUAAUAUGAACCAAAAUACAUCGAAUUGGGAAGAAUUUAGGAAUGAUGAUGCAGUGGCGAAAGACUGGCUCGGUAGCUCUGCGAAUAUAUUGAGCCAAGGUGGUGUGGAUGAUUCACUGAGUUACAUCUGCAGACGCGAAUACACCAUUGAUUGCAACUGGAAGGUGUUCUGUGAUAACUACUUAGACGGCGGAUAUCACGUACCUUAUGCACAUAAAGGGUUGGCAUCCGGCCUCGAUCUCAACUCCUAUUCCACAACGAUGCUCGAAAGGGUUAGUAUCCAAGAAUGUGGAGGAGGUUCCAAGGCUGGAGAAGAUGGUUAUGAUAGGCUCGGAUCAAAAGCUCUAUACGCUUUCAUCUACCCAAAUUUCAUGAUCAAUAGGUAUGGACCUUGGAUGGACACAAAUCUUGUGAUACCACUAGGGCCAAGGAAAUGCAAAGUAGUCUUCGACUAUUUUCUUGAACCUUUCCUAAAGGAAGAUGAGUCUUUCAUCGAGAGAAGCCUGGAAGAGAGCGAAAGGGUUCAGAUGGAAGAUAUAGUGCUGUGUGAGAAUGUUCAAAGGGGUUUAGAAUCACCGGCUUAUGUGAAAGGAAGGUAUGCUCCGGUUGAAGAGGCGAUGCAUCACUUCCAUUGUCUUCUCCAUCACAACCUCAGUCACUCGUAGUUGUUCCAUUUAUCCACGAUAGGUGCGAAAGUGAUCAAGAGACGAGACAGGAAAGACUUCUGUUCACGUCGCUAGCAGUUAGCUUCUCUCUGUUACCAUCGUCGGUUCGCACCCGAUCAUUCUUCUCAUAUCGUUCACUAUCCAUACCUGUGUUUAUUUAUGGGAAUCACAGAAAAAUGACGGUUCCCAUCAGAGAAACACCAGCAUGGACCGUGGGUGAGACGAGAAGGAUGAAUGGAUACACACCGAAGAUGAUCACAAAGAAGAAAUUGACCGCGAUCGAUGAGAACAGAGCCUUUCCCUGCUUCAUUACAACCUCAGUCACUCGUAGAUUUCAUAAAAGGUGUGUACGUACGGAAUUUGCAUAUACAAACAUACAAAUGCAACCAUAAGAAACCCCAAAAUUUGAAUCUCU